AUGCUCAUAACCUUCUCCAAGGAAGAUCACUGGGUGCACCUCCCGGACCUUGUGUCUUACCUGUUGGUGGUCUUCCCCACCAUAGACAGAGUCCCCACCAUUGACGGUGGUAGCGGCCUCAACAUCAUCUUCACUGAGACCCUAAAGCACAUGGACUUCAACUUCGAGUGGCUCCUUCCCUACAAAGACCCAGUCAUCCUGCCGAUCACGUCCGGCACCCUCGACAACUACCGCACCGAGCACCUCACCUUCGAGGUUGCCAACUUCAAGACCUCCUACCAAGCCAUAUAUGACAUGCCAAUGCUGGCAAGGUUCAUGGCGAUCCCCAAUCAUACCUACCUCAUCCUCAAUAUGCCGGCUCCAAAUGGUGUCCUCUCCAUCUUCGGUAAUGUUGAAACAUCCUACAAGUGCGACACGUAA
Messenger RNA from Setaria italica (foxtail millet), 420 nucleotides. RefSeq lists its product as uncharacterized. The record is from RefSeq and is a predicted model, not a curated record. Bases 1 to 420 code for a protein of 139 amino acids. NCBI's taxonomy places the organism in Eukaryota, Viridiplantae, Streptophyta, Magnoliopsida, Poales, Poaceae. The transcript has 2 exons.